AUGUUUAGAAAUAUAUCAAGAAGUAUAAUAAAUAAUAUAGCAAGACCAAGACCAAUUAUACUAAGACAACAACAAUUACAUCAACAACUUAGAUUUUUCAAUAAUUCAAAAAUUUUAUCGCAUGGACAUUUACAUAAACCAAAACCAGGUGAAGAGUUACAUAUUACAUUUAUAACUAAAGAUGGUGAGCAAUUAACUUAUGAAGUAUGUGAAGGUGAUAAUAUUCUUGAUAUUGCACAAGCUAAUAAUUUAGAUAUGGAAGGCGCUUGUGGUGGAUCUUGUGCUUGUUCUACUUGUCAUAUUAUAGUUGAUCCAGAAUAUUAUGAUAAUAUACCUGAACCAGAUGAUGAUGAAAAUGAUAUGUUGGAUUUAGCAUUUGGAUUAACUGAAACUUCAAGAUUAGGUUGUCAAGUCAAAAUGACAAAUGAAUUAGAUGGAAUAAGAGUUGCAUUACCUGCAAUGACAAGAAAUUUACAAUCAAAAGACUUUAAGUAG
Insectozyma verbasci is the source of this 495-nucleotide messenger RNA. NCBI's taxonomy places the organism in Eukaryota, Fungi, Ascomycota, Pichiomycetes, Serinales, Debaryomycetaceae. The record is from the annotation of a GenBank genome assembly.